AUUGAAUUAUGUUUGUUUUUAUUAAAUAAUAUAAUAAGUCAACUAAAUAAUGCCAGUUGAUGGAAUAUAUCCGAAGAAUUUGAAGAUGUGCAUUAGAUUUUCACUACAUGUGUCCUCUUCAGAAUAUGUUAUCUCGAUAUAAUUUCUUGUUGCUCUGACGGAACUUCGACAUCUUGACCGAGCAGAAUGACGGACCUUGCUCAAGACAUUGGUAAGUGGCCAUCGAAUUAGGAAUUCACUCACGCUCGACAGGAUGGUAUAUAUGUGGCAGUGGGCUGUAUGCACAUCAGUCUCCUAGUAACAUCGACUAGCGCAUCAUCAUCAUGAACUACUACACUCUGAUCUUGGCCGUCGCCGCUUGCAUCGCUUCCUCUUCGGCGAAACCCAGCGGCCUCCUGCCCGCUCCACUGGUCGCCGCUCCAGUCGCCGCCCCCUUGGCUUACAGUGCUCCCAUCGUCACCAGCCGAAGCGCCCAGGUCGUCCAGAGGAACUUUAACGCCAUCGCUGCUCCAUACUAUGCCGCCCCAGCAGUAGCUGCUCCGGUCCUAGCAGCAAGGUACGCUUACGCCGCACCAGCAGUAGCUGCUCCAUUUGUCGCUGCGCCGGCAGUUGCCGCUCCAGCUAGAUUGGUUGCGCCAGCAGUGGCUGCUCCUGCUCCGGUGCUUGCAGCAAGGUACGCCUAUGCUCCUGCAGUAGCUGCUCCAGCAGUCGCUGCUCCUCUUGCAGCUCCAGUCGCUGCUCCUCUUGCUGCUCCAGUCGCUGCAAGAUAUGCAUACCCCGCUCCAGCAGUUGCUGCACCGGCAGUCGCUGCUCCCGCUAGGCUAGCAGCACCUGCAUUACCCGCUCCAUUUCCAUACUACAUAUAAUUCAGUACAAACAUCUAAACGAAAAUUGUGUAUAAAAUGCAAAUAAAAAAAAAGAUAAAAUAUUAAAUAUGAUUUAUUAUUUAUUAACCAAA
This is a messenger RNA of Nezara viridula (southern green stink bug), 958 nucleotides long. The record is from the annotation of a GenBank genome assembly. NCBI's taxonomy places the organism in Eukaryota, Metazoa, Arthropoda, Insecta, Hemiptera, Pentatomidae.